Molecule: messenger RNA, 318 nt
Organism: Knipowitschia caucasica
Lineage: Eukaryota; Metazoa; Chordata; Actinopteri; Gobiiformes; Gobiidae
Source: the annotation of a GenBank genome assembly
AUGGUCUUGCGUGGGCUGAGGCUGAGGAGGUCGGCAGCCGCAUAUUUGAGCAGUGACGCAGCCAUGGCCCCUGAGAACUCCCUCAAUGUGCUGCUCUUACUCAUACAAGAACAAGACUGCCCAGAGCUCAGAGCUGGGAUAGACCAGAGAGAAGGAGAGGAAAGAAGGAGAGGAAAGAAGGAGAGGAAAGAAGGAGAGGAAAGAAGGAGAGGAGGAGAUAGCAGUAGACCACCCUCUGAACGCAGUCCUCGUGAAGGGCAGCUCACGUGGACUCAAGACUUCCGCAGACACAAACAAACGGCUAACGUCUUCCGUUAG